AUGAAUGACUUGGUCCUUCAGCAAAAUCAUGCUCACAAUUCGCAGGGGAGGGAGCUGAGCGGAGGCGCCUUUGAUCGGAGCGAGACGAGCCCCGCCGGGCACCGGCACCCCCGGGAACCGGCACCGCGUGUCCCCGAGGCAUCCGACACCGGGAUCGAGACCGCGGCACCGCCGGGCACCGGCAGCGAGAGCGAAGCCCCCCCGGCACCGGGACCGAGACAUCACCGGGCACCGCACCGGGACCAGCAGCGGGACAUCGGGCAGCGGCACCCCCGGACACCGGGACCGAAGCCCCCGGGCGCCGAUCGCCGGGCUGCGAUGCUUCCCGGGGCGGGUCCCCUCCGUGCCUUCCUCCUCCGCUGCCUGCUGCUCCUCUUCGCCUCCGAGAGCCGAGCCCGGGCUCGGCCGGAUAUGUUCUGCGACUUCAAUGGCAAGAAGUACAGCCCAGGCGAGAGCUGGCAUCCCUACCUGGAGCCACAGGGGCUGAUGUACUGCAUCCGCUGCAGCUGCUCUGAGAACGCCAACAUCAGGUGCUACCGGAUCCAGUGCCCGGCUCUGCAGUGCGCCAGCCCUGUCACAGACCCCCAGCAGUGCUGCCCGCGUUGUCUCGAGCCACAUUCCCCUUCUGGCCUCCGGGCACCCAUCAAGUCCUGCCAGUACAACGGGACGACGUACCAGCAAGGCGAGAUGUUUACCACCAGUGAGCUCUUUCCCAGCCGCCAGCCAAACCAGUGUGUGCAGUGCAGCUGCUCUGAAGGCCAGAUUUACUGCGGCUUGGUGACCUGCCCGGAGCUGUUGUGCUCCUCUCCCCUCACUGUGCCAGAUUCCUGCUGCCAGGUCUGCAAAGAUGGCUCCUAUGAGAAGUCCACAGAAGAGGAACCACUGCAGUUAAACAGAGGUGUUAGGCACUCGCAAGACCAGUGCUUGGGGGAAGCGAUGGGCAGGAAGCCACCUGGAGCCACCGCAUCCACUGUUCUCAGUUCUUCCCUGGAGUUCAUUCCCAGGAGCUUCAAACCCAAGGGAGGAGGUGGCACCACCGUGAAGAUCGUCUUGAAAGAGAAGCACAAGAAAGCUUGUGUUUACAACGGGAAGACGUACUCCCAUGGGGAAGUCUGGCACCCCGUCUUCCGGCUCUACGGCCUCCUGCCCUGCAUCCUCUGCACUUGCAGGGACGGUGUCCAGGACUGCCAGAAGAUCACAUGCCCCAAGGAGUAUCCGUGUGACUAUCCGGAGAAAGUAGAUGGGAAAUGCUGUAAAAUAUGUCCAGAAACUAGAGUCAAACCCACUGAUGAAAUAGUCACCACCCGGUGUGGCAAGAACCCCAACCGCGUCCUGGUGUACAUGUUUGUGCCGCCAAGCUCGGAGACCUCCAAGGAGAUCCUCAGGACAAUUGCGAUCGAGAAGGAGCCCGCAGAAGAGGUGGAAAUCUACAACUGGAAACUGAUUAAAGGGAUCUUUCAUCUGAUACAGACCAAGAAGAUCAGCAAACAAGAAUUCAAGCAAGAAGCGCAGAACUUCAGGCUGAUCACCAGGACGAACGAAGGUCACUGGAACAUCUUCCGAGCCCAGACGUCAGAGCUGAGGAUGACAGAGAGCCCAGAGAAAGAAACGAAGAACUUGUAA
Messenger RNA from Gavia stellata (red-throated loon), 1623 nucleotides. It is a transcript of the gene CHRDL2, whose product is annotated as chordin like 2. The coding region runs from base 1 to 1623 and encodes 540 amino acids. The record is from RefSeq and is a predicted model, not a curated record. Lineage: Eukaryota; Metazoa; Chordata; Aves; Gaviiformes; Gaviidae. Gene Ontology annotation, molecular function: protein binding. The transcript is spliced from 14 exons.